CUUUGUCUCUUUCUUUUUUCUCACAUGGUUGUCGGAUUUGUGUCACCACAGAACCUGGUUUUCACUUUCUCUCAUCACGACCACUAAAACCCCAUAUAUAAAUACCAAACACACACACACACACACACAAAAACUCAACUCAGUCACUUACUGUGUCUUGAUAGAGGUUUCUUUCUUCUCUGUUUUAUCAAAAAUUUAAUUUAUGGCUUCAAUAUCAUCAUCUCACAACCUUACCUUCCCAAACACCAAAAUCCCUUCCCACCCUUAUCUCAAAAGACCAAACUACCCUUCCUCCUCUUCCCCACCGUUCCUUUCUCGGCUUUCCGACUCUGCCCUCUGCCGCUGCCGCCACGACUCCACAUCUUCAUCUUCAUCCGAUGACUGGCGGUGGGACUCGCUCCUCAAGAGCGCAAUCAAGAGCUUCGAUUCUUUCUUCAAUCCUCGCCCCAACGAUCUUCACAGGGACGCCGGAAUUGCCGCCGCCGCCGCCGCCGCCGACGAAGAGAAACGACGCGAAGAAGAAGACUGGAAUUGGGAACGCUGGCGAAAGCAUUUCGACGAAAUUGACUCCCAAGAGCGACUCGUUUCUAUCUUGAAGUCACAGUUAGGUCGUGCUGUUUUUACAGAGGAUUAUGAAGAUGCUGCGAGGCUCAAAGUGGCCAUUGCAGCUGCAGCUACUAAUGACACCGUUGGCAGAGUCAUGGCUUAUCUCAAUAAAGCUGUAGUGGAAGAGCGAUUCCAGGAUGCGGCUUAUAUAAGAGAUAAUGCUGGUGCUGGAUUGGUGGGAUGGUGGGCUGGCAUUUCAAAAGAUAUUAAUGAUCCUCUUGGUUUAAUAAUUCGGAUAACACCAGAGCAUGGAAGAUAUGUGGCAAGAAGUUAUAGCCCUCGGCAACUUGCUACAGCUGCAGCUGGUGUUCCAUUGUUUGAAGUAUUCCUUAGAGUGAAUAAGAGAGGUGAAUACAAAGAGCAGGCUGUGUUCUUAAAUCGGAGAGGAUUUUUUCAAGAUUCUCCAACAGUUCGCUCUAAAGCAUUGGAUGCCACUGGAAAUUUGAAUCCGUUAGACUCAACUGAAGACAAAAGUGAUCUAAUUGUUGUGAAUACUGAAGAUCCUGAAGAUGGUGAUGAUAGGGAUGAUAGUUCUGAUCUAGCUGAAGGUCUGUCUGGUUUCCAGAACAUCUUGAGAGAUAUGAUUCCUGGUGUGAAGGUCAAGGUUUUAAAAGUGACGGCACCGGGGAAGGUAGACAGGGAUUUAAUAUCCAAGGUUAUUGAGCAGAUAAUUGAGGAAGAAGAUGAAGAGAAGGACAAUGAGAUAGAAAGUGUAGAAGCAAAAGAUGAAGUUAAUGGGGAAAGUGACCAAGAGAGUGAUGGAGUUAAUGAGGAAAGUGACCAACAAAGUGAUGAAAGUGAAAUGGAUGAUGAUCCUGAAAUUAUUGAAAGUGAAGACCGAAAUGAAAUUGCUGUUAAAUUUGUUGUUGGCGGUCUUGCUCAGAAACUUUCCAACAGUGGGCCUACUAAAGAUUUACUCCGUGUACCUGCUAAGCUAGAGAAGAAGGGGCAUUUGUCAUUUUGCUUUUCUAUAGAGAAAAAUAUCACUCAGCAUGAUUCUGGUGGCAAGGAACAAGCUUCAGUAGAUAAAUCAGCUAAGCGUCGAGUUCAACGCAGCAUCGACCAUGUUAUGUUUGAUCUUUCUAAAUUCAUCGGUAGGGAGAAGAUACCUUUGAAGGUACUCAAAGAUGUUGGUGAAUUAAUAAAUCUCACACUCAUCCAGGCUCAAAAUUAUCAAUCAUUGUCUGGAUCAACAACCUUCAAUCGCAUUGAAAUACCAACUUCAUCAGAUCCUCUGAAUGGACUUUACAUUGGUGCACAUGGGCUGUACACCUCGGAAGUCAUUCAUCUGAGACGCAAAUUUGGUCAGUGGCAAGAAGAUGGUGGGAAAAAGGAGCCUUCAGAUCUUGAAUUUUAUGAAUAUGUAGAAGCUGUGAAACUUACGGGUGAUCCUUAUGUACCAGCUGGCAAGGUGGCAUUCCGUGCAAAGGUUGGAAAAAGAUAUCAGCUUCCACAUAAGGGGAUUAUUCCAGAAGAAUUUGGAGUGAUUGCUCGUUAUAAAGGUCAAGGUAGGCUUGCUGAUCCUGGGUUUCGCAAUCCUCGAUGGGUUGAUGGUGAACUUGUCAUUCUUGAUGGAAAGUACAUUAAAGGAGGGCCUGUUGUUGGAUUUGUCUAUUGGGCCCCUGAACUACAUUUCUUGGUGUUCUUCAAUAGGCUAAGGCUUCAAGAGUAGAUUCUCGCUGUACAUACUAUGUUCCAGCAUGUAAAUCCUUUGUUCAGAUUUUGUAGAUAGUAGAGCCUAUCAUUACAGGCCUUCCUGUAUCAUCUUUGUUGUGCAGUUGUAGAAGAUAUAUAUUAGCGAAAAGUUGGUUUUUCUCCCCAAAGCAGCAGAGAAAGCCUGAAGAUCUUCGGCUGUAUGUCCUAUAUUAGCGAAAAGUUGGUUUUUCUCCCCAAAGCAGCAGAGAAAGCCUGAAGAUCUUUGGCUGUAUGUCCUAUGCUCACCCAACUGACUGGCUUAUUGACUCAAUGUAACCAUUGCAGUUUUUUGUUUGUUUUUUGACAAACAAGGGUAUUCAGACAUUUUCGAGUAUCUGACUAUUCACUGGGGUGUAUUGUAGCUUUAAAUUGCAACAAAUGGUGCUCCCAUUUCUCAUUUAUUGGAGCAACCCCUUACAUCAAUGUAUUUUUUAGUUUUUGUUUUACUACAAAUUAAUUGCUAAUUAUCAGGGCUUUGUCUGGUAACUUGAUCAGAAUAUGCUUUAUAUUUUAACUCUUAUUUGAUA
Messenger RNA from Quercus robur (English oak), 2828 nucleotides. Its product is annotated as protein EXECUTER 1, chloroplastic. The transcript is spliced from 12 exons. Gene Ontology annotation, cellular component: thylakoid membrane. Gene Ontology annotation, biological process: response to singlet oxygen; singlet oxygen-mediated programmed cell death. Lineage: Eukaryota; Viridiplantae; Streptophyta; Magnoliopsida; Fagales; Fagaceae. The record is from RefSeq and is a predicted model, not a curated record. Bases 203 to 2278 code for a protein of 691 amino acids.